AUGGCUUUUGGCAAUCAAAAUUUUUCAUACGUCCAAAUCCACCAGAUGGCCCAUUGGACACUCGAGAUGAAUGGAAUCCUCUCAUUGAUCGACUUAAGGAACUUUACCAGUUUCCGCAUCCUAGUAAGCAGAUUCGGGAUUAUAGGUUGGUGUCUGGAAUUUGGUACUACUACUUUAAGUGAGAUCGACAUUAAUUAUGUAUGCUGGGUGGUAUUAACAGAUACAUUUUAUUAUACACGAAGCUCAAUCGCUACCCUGAGCAUUGGGUUUAGCGAAGAGACAGAUGCUGUAGAUCCUCCCGGCAAUCUCAAUAAUACUCCUGUGGUUCGCUGCCUCAUAUGUACAAGGAACCAUCCUACGGGUGACCACAGGGGACUAUGCACAUGGCACCGGUGUCGGGAUAACUAG
Botrytis fragariae is the source of this 408-nucleotide messenger RNA. RefSeq lists its product as uncharacterized. The coding region runs from base 1 to 408 and encodes 135 amino acids. The record is from RefSeq and is a predicted model, not a curated record. The transcript is spliced from 2 exons. NCBI's taxonomy places the organism in Eukaryota, Fungi, Ascomycota, Leotiomycetes, Helotiales, Sclerotiniaceae.